Molecule: messenger RNA, 819 nt
Organism: Chironomus riparius
Lineage: Eukaryota; Metazoa; Arthropoda; Insecta; Diptera; Chironomidae
Source: the annotation of a GenBank genome assembly
AUGGCAUUUCAGCCAGUUUGCUCAAAUUGCAUCUUAUUUGAUGGAGAGGCAAUGGUUUUAACAGCAUGUGAUCAUGUGUUGCAUAGGAAAUGUUUUGCAAAAAUGAACAAAAAAAUCUGUUCAGUAUGUAAUCUUAGUAUAGACAUAUCGGAUCUAAGAAAAUUAGACAUAACAAAAAAUCCCGUCGAAAUUAAGACACAGUGCUCUAAAAAGUAUCGAGAUAUGAAGAAAAAGAUAGCAUUUUAUAAGUUUAAGAAUGAUAUCCUGCAGAAUGAUCGAGACGAAGUCAUGAAAAAAUGGCGUAAUGAAGCAAUGAACGCUAAAAAACAAGUUGAAGAAUGUAAGAAAGUCUAUAACCUUGUUCAAGAAAAAUUACAACUUCAAUAUGCAAAUCUCAAUACUAUAUAUGUUCAUAAAACUAUUGCAUUCGACUUACUGUGUGAGUUAUAUACCAAAGAGACAAAGAAUUCAAUUCCUUCGAAUCUGCAUGUGCUUUGGAAUGAUGAUGCUCAUUAUGACACCACAUGGGAAACAUACAACAGUGAAAUUAAAAAUAUAUUGAUGAGAGCCAGUCAAGAAAUCAGAAAUAAAAUCAACAAUCCGAUUUCAUGCAGCAUCUACGCGAAUGAUACUGUUGCAGACGCAUUUAAUUGUGCAGCAGAAAAUGCGGUCCUCAAUCAAAUGCAGUCUAAUAUAAGUACAGCAAAUGACCAGACCAUAAAUUGGACACCAUCGCCAAUUCCGGAAGAAAUACUUCAUGAGCUCGUUUCAUCGGAUGACAAUGAUCAAGCAGAUCAAAGUACAUCAGAAUCAGAUUAA